This is a messenger RNA of Pelobates cultripes (western spadefoot toad), 18800 nucleotides long. Lineage: Eukaryota; Metazoa; Chordata; Amphibia; Anura; Pelobatidae. The record is from the annotation of a GenBank genome assembly.
CAGACCGGAAGUGACGCGGGGAGCUGAGAGACAGAGCAGACAGUGAGCGGAUCGGAGAGAGAGGCGGCCGGAGGUCAGAGGUCACGGCGGCACCGAGGGGUCAGAGGUCAGCAGGGGGCGGGGGAGGUCCCGGGGGGGGCAGCGCCUCAAAUGUAUCAAACCUGUGAGAGCCCCUCCCCUCAGCACUGACCGCCAUGGGCAUCACCCUCAGCCAUCCACCGAGUACCUACCGUCACACCCUGUAUAUACACAGAGUACCUACCGUAACACCCUGUAUAUACACCGAGUACCUACCGUGACACCCUGUAUAUACACCGAGUACCUACCGUAACACCCUGUAUAUACACCGAGUACCUACCGUAACACCCUGUAUAUACACCGCGUACCUACCGUAACACCCUGUAUAUACACCGAGUACCUACCGUAACACCCUGUAUAUACACCGAGUACCUACCGUAACACCCUGUAUAUACACCGAGUACCUACCGUAACACCCUGUAUAUACACCGAGUACCUACCGUAACACCCUGUAUAUACACCGAGUACCUACCGUAACACCCUGUAUAUACACCGAGUACCUACCGUAACCCCCUGUAUAUACACCGAGUACCUACCGUAACCCCCUGUAUAUACACCGAGUACCUACCGUAACCCCCUGUAUAUACACCGAGUACCUACCGUAACACCCUGUAUAUACACCGUGUGUACCUACCGUAACACCCUGUAUAUACACCGUGUGUACCUACCGUAACACCCUGUAUAUACGAGUUUCUGGCAACACCCUGUAUAUACACGAGUACCUACCGUAACACCCUGUAUAUACACGAGUACCACCUACUACGUAACACCCUGUAUAUACACCGGUACCUACGUAACACCCUGUAUAUACACGAGUACUACCUACCGUAACACCCUGUAUAUACACAGUACCUACCGUAACACCCUGUAUAUACACCGAGUACCUACCGUAACACCCUGUAUAUACACCGAGUACCUACCGUAACACCCUGUAUAUACACCGAGUACCUACCGUAACCCCCUGUAUAUACACUGUGUGUACCUACCGUAACACCCUGUAUAUACACCGAGUACCUACCGUAACACCCUGUAUAUACACCGAGUACCUACCGUAACCCCCUGUAUAUACACCGAGUACCUACCGUAACACCCUGUAUAUACACCGAGUACCUACCGUAACACCCUGUAUAUACACCGAGUACCUACCGUAACACCCUGUAUAUACACCGAGUACCUACCGUAACACCCUGUAUAUACACCGAGUACCUACCGUAACCCCCUGUAUAUACACCGAGUACCUACCGUAACCCCCUGUAUAUACACCGAGUACCUACCGUAACCCCCUGUAUAUACACCGAGUACCUACCCUGUAUAUACACCGAGUACCUACCGUAACACCCUGUAUAUACCCUGUAUAUACACUGUGUACACCUACCGUAACACCCUGUAUAUACACUGUGUACACCUACCGUAACACCCUGUAUAUACUCUGUGUACACCUACCGUAACACCCUGUAUAUACUCUGUGUGUACUUACCGUAACACCCUGUAUAUACACUGUGUGUACUUACCGUAACACCCUGUAUAUACACUGUAUAUACACUGUGUGUACCUACCGUAACACCCUGUAUAUACACCCUGUAUAUACACUGUGUGUACCUACCGUAACAUCCUGUAUAUACACCGUGUGUACCUACCGUAACACCCUGUAUAUACACUGUGUACACCUACCGUAACACCCUGUAUAUACACCGUAACACCCUGUAUAUACACCGUGUGUACCUACCGUAACACCCUGUAUAUACACCGUGUGUACCUACCGUAACACCCUGUAUAUACACCGUGUGCACCUACCGUAACACCCUGUAUAUACACUGUGUGCACCUACCGUAAUACUCUGUAUAGACAAAGCGUACCUUCUGUAAUACCCUUAGCCAUACACCGAGUACUUACCGUAAUACCCUGUAUAUACACCAAGUACCUACCUUAAUAACCGGUAUAUGCUGUGUACCUACCGUAAUACCCUGUAUAUAUGCUGUGUACCUACCGUAAUACCCUGUAUAUAUGCUGUGUACCUACCGUAAUACCCUGUAUAUACACUGUGUACCUACCGUAAUACCCUGUAGAUACACUGUGUACCUGCCGUAAAAAACGGUAUAUACACUGUACCUAACGUAAGAACUGGUAAUUGAGGAUGUAUCAAAUGGAGGGCAAGCCAGUCAUCCACUCUCGUGAUAGGUCUUCUAUGUCUUUCGCUAAAGAGUCAAAUAAUUGUUAGAAGAACCUUUCCAUCUGGUUGUGCCGAGAUUUUGCCAUGAGGUCUAAUUGAGGAAGCAGGGAGGAGAGGGAGCACUCUGUUGUAUCUAAUGCAACUCUGCUGUGGAAAUCUGCCUGGGAGAUUAUUUUUGCCUGGGAGAUACACAGACAUUAGACUCUUUAGGUUCCUUUCUGCCCAAGUCAUUAUAGGAGAAAGAAUCUUUAUCAGACACUUACUCUUUCGUUCGCCCUUUUUGAUUUAGUUAGGCAACCACCAAUGAUCAGGUUUUUACUCAUUUUGUAUUGAUUAUUUUCAUGAUCCACUCAGAACUAUUUUAUGGCAGUGUUUUAGUGCCACUACUGAUUAUCGGUUGCCUUAUAACUGGUAUUAAUAUUCUCUACAUUUAAAGUUUUAAGUACCACAAUUUCUACACAAAUCUGCCAUUACCUGAACAUGUUUAUUAACAAAAAAUUUAGACAUCUUUCUUUUAUUGAGUGGUAAUGUAAAUAAACACAUUUUUAAAAAGUAUAUAUUUAUUCAUCACGUUGAUAGGAAAAUAAACAAUUGAACCACCUUUUUUUUUAUUUUUUUUUAUGAAAAAUAAAUAUUGGGCAACAGGUAACAAUGCACAAAUUGCACAUGGAUUAAGACUUGGUAGAAUGAGGAAUGUUAUAUUCAUUUAAUAUCCAUGCAUAUUUCAUUGGUUUUUAAUCUAUGUGCAAUUUGUGCAUUGUUACUUAUGCCUGAUAUUAAACACGUGGUAUGGUAAUAAUACUUAAAUGUUAAUUGUGUAGUAACGUGGCUCUGCCUCAAAUGUGAUUGCUGGAGGUAAGAUGAACUAUUUAGAAACGGAAAGAGCUCGAAAAAUCUUCUGACAAAUGAUCUGCUGUUUUUGCAAGCUGGUUUAGAUAUAUCCCGAAUGAAACAAAUGCUUAAUUAAUUAAAUGCAUUGAUGUUUUCAUUUGGUGUAUAUCUAUUAAACAGUGAUCUUUGUUUUUUAAUUUAGGCAGUCGAGUGUCCCUGCUCAUAUCUCAAUGUCACUCAGAUGGGAAGGGUAAGCUUCCCUUAUCUCCCCAGCAUACUGAACCUGUUACGAAUACUGUCGUUACGUGGUAAUAAUUAAUUAUAUAUCAUUGGGGUGAGUGAUUUUCUUGCAUUUAAUAUUGAGCAGUAAUUAUUUAACACAAAUGUUUGUGUUAUUUUAAUCUGUAACAUGCCACCUAAUCCUUGAGGUAUUCAAUUGUUUGUGUAAUAAGCAAUUAUAAUUAAAAUCACAAAUAAACCUCUAAAUGUUUAAUUAAAUCACUCUCAAAUUCAUUAUUUGCUCCCUUAAUUCACCCCUGGCAGCAUAAACUCCCUGUUCUCCUGAUUUUUCUGGUGUUUUACAGGGAAUUCAAUGAUAAUGUUGUGAAUGUGCUGUUUCAAUGUAUGAAAGAGUAGAUAGUUUUUUUUUUUUUUUUUGGUAUGUUGUAGCCUGGGGGUUUUACCUUAUAGUAGUCCUUUUAUAUGCACACUACAGAUAGUUGUGUGCUGUAUAGAAUGUCUUCAUAAAAACCUGUUGGACCUUCAUAGGUCUCUGCAAGGGAGACGUAUCCUACUUUUAAUAUGCUAAUCUACUUACUGCUGAUUAUAGGUCUUUAAAUCUCUCACUAGGAAGGACAUCUCUUUUAAGUUUGAAUUCCAUAGCUUUAUUCAGAAAUAAUUCUCUCACCACACUAUAGUUUCUACCGGAUGUACAAUUAUUUAUAAAUGCAUUUUAAAUACAUAAAGGUACGAAACUGUUAGAAUAAUGUACAAUAAACUAUGAAAUAUGCAGAACUCUCUAACUUUGCAGCAGUAUGCGAUGUGCAAUACAUGUAGAGUUAACCAGUAUGUAUCUAUACAGAUACAUUUUUAUCUGUAUAUAUUUUAUGAUUGUGGAUUUUAAUAAUAUUUAUAAUUGAAUUAGAUGAAAAGAAUCUGGUUUUCCUCAGGAUUCUGUUGUCCAGUGUCAGUGUGAAGUCUUAGGGUAGUAGUACUGCUGUAAUAUUGUUUGUGUGGUCUAUCCUGAUUUUGAUGACUUCCUGUUAAUCUAAAUACACACUUUUUAGCUUUGGGAAUCACCAUGGAAACGGAGAGUGAGCAGAACUCAAGCUCCACGAAUGGUAGCUCUGCGUCAGGGGGCAGCACACGUCCUCAGAUUUCUCAGAUGUCCCUAUAUGAACGUCAAGCCGUGCAGGUAUGUUACUGUUUCAAGCUCUCUGUAUUUUUGCCAUGCUGUUUCCAUUGAUGAAGUAGUAUGUCCUGUGGCUUUAUGGAUGUGGGCUUGUCCAUCACAUGUAUGGACUGGACUGCAAGCUUUAGGUUGGGAUAUAUUGUUCCUUCUAUCAUUUAACACUUCCCAAAUGAACAGCAAAUAUGAGAUGGCUUGCGCUAGUAGUGAAGGGGUAUCAUGCAAGAUUCCCAUUCCAGCUACCUGGGUUUGAGUCCCGGCUAGCGCAUUGUAGUUAAUUGUGCUUUGCGUGGCAAUGCCAGUUUUUAUUCUUAAACUGCACAUGUGACUUACCUAUAACUUAGAAACAGUGAUUAUAUUGUGCUUUAAUUGAUUACAUUUAUGACGAGUUUUAUAACAUGUAUAGCUUGGAGGAAAGACGAGACAGGGAGGAUAUGAGAGAAACAUUUAAAGGGAAACUAUAGUCACACCUCCCUGCAUGUUGCUUACACAGCCUUUCUAAACACUUCCUGUAAAGAGUCAUCUAAUGUUUACAUUUCCUUUAUUGCAAAUUCUGUUUAAUUUAGAAUUACUUAUCUCCUGCUGUGUGGAUAGCUUGUCAGACCCUGCAGCAGCCUCCUGUGUGUGAUUUAAAGUUCAAUUUACAGACCAGAAGUUAAAAAAAAAAACAUUUAAAAUAAGUUACAUCUGAUUGAAAAUGCAACCAUUUUGUUUUAUUGCAGGCUGUGUUAGUCACAGCCAGGGGAGGUGUGGUUAUGGCUGCAUAACAGACACAAAAGUGGUAUAACUCCUAAAUGGAAGAGCAUUGAGCAGUAAAACAUCAGGGUCAUGAUCUAUACACUAAAACUGCUUCAUUAAGCUAAAGUUGUUUUGGUGCCUAUAGUGCCCCUUUAAAUACAUCAAGGGAAUCAACACAGUCAAGGAGGAGACUAUAUUUAAAAGAAGAAAAACUAUCACAACAAGAGGACAUAAUCUUAAAUUAGAGGGGCAAAGGUUUAAAAAUAAUAUCAGGAAGUAUUACUUUACUGAGAGGGUAGUGGAUGCAUGGAAUAGCCUUCCAGCUGAAGUGGUAGAGGUUAACACAGUGAAGGAGUUUAAACAUGCGUGGGAUAGGCACAAGGCUAUCCUAACUUUAAGAUAAGGCCAUGGACUAAUUAAAGUAUUUAGAAAUAUUGGGCAGACUAGAUGGGCCGAAUGGUUCUUAUCUUCCGUCAUAGUCUAUGUUUCUAUGGAAUUCUGAAUUUAAAAUGUAACAUUAUGGGUUGAAUUGCACACAAAACUGAAUUCUAUAGCUUAUAAUAUAAUGUGUCAAUAACACUUUCUAAUAAGCACCUGUACUUAAAGUAACACUGUAUAGUAAUACCAGGCUUCAAAGAAUCCUUCUUGUGUACAUUGCUGUAGAGUGGAAAGAUGGAUAGGUCUGCCAUAUACAAUCCCUAUGCAGAGAUAGAGAGCACAAACUGAAGCCCUGGCAGAUACAAUAAUUUUUUGUUUUGGUUUAAACAAUCUGGAAGCAUAGGUAAAUGAGGCUUUAUUGACUACAUUUUUAUCCUUUGCACCAUAGCUCUUCAGCCAGUGUAUAAGAACUAAUGUAGUUCAAUAGCGUCUUGUGUAGUGUGUGUUCUCAGAGGUAUCUUUCGCUUUUUAGGCUUUGCAGGCUCUGCAUCGACAGCCGAACGCAGCACAGUAUUUUCACCAGCUGAUGCUACAGCAACAGCUCAGUAAUGCACAACUGCACAGUCUGGCAGCCGUUCAGCAGGUAAGUAAAAAUACUGUAACUCAAUGUCAGCCUGAGCUCCGUGUUGUCUGUUGUUCUUCCCUUAUGUGGAUGUCAGUGAGUGCUGUGCUGUCAAUGAUUCCUAGCGUAAUGUUUAGGUAAUAUGGUAGAAACUCAGGGUGAGUGGUAAUGAGUGCUGUGCUGUCAAUGAUUCCUAGCGUAAUGUUUAGGUAAUAUGGUAGAAACUCAGGGUGAGUGGUAAUGAGUGCUGAGCUGUUAGAUUAUCCUUGAAUGUGUGGUUAACCUGUGCAGUGGAUGUUAAUGAGCGUGGUGCUUGUUAUUCUUCCACAAAAGUAUGGUUGUCCUUUAUAGUGGGAUGCAAUGAGCACUGCACUGUCUUUACUUCUUUCAAGGACACAUGAAUUUAAAUAUAAUAUAAAAUAAUUUUAUUAUAAUUUAGCUUGCUCGUCUGUUGAUUCCCUUUGAAUUUUUAUUUUACAUUUACUUUUUGAACUAAUUGUAAAAAUGUUCACAUCACCACUGCAAUGCUUUAAUCCAACGUACAGCACAGGAGAAUAUGUUGGCCUUUUUAAAUAAGAAUACAAAUAUAUGCCAUGAUAUUGGUGUGUUGAAAAAUGUACUUUAUUUUUGGUGGCAUCAAAGGUGAAGAAUGUUUAUGUUGCUCUCUAAUGGUUGAUUCAAAACAUAUACAUGAGGGAAUAGGGACUUUUUUGAUCAUGCAUUUGGUAGAUGCCCAACCCUCUUUUCACAAUAGAUACUUAUUGCACCAAGGUGUGAAAGCACAAGACUAUCAGUGGAAGAUCCCUUGGGCUAUUCCAUCCUCCCUUUUUGUACUCAUGUACUUGCUUGAGAGUGCUAUAGUGAGCAAGGCUCAUGAAACAUGAAGUCACCAGAAGUUGAAGAAGUUUGGCUGCAUUGAUGAAGAAAUUACAAGGAGAUAUGUCACUUUAAGGCCCUACACGUGACAGUGCUGCUUUCCUGCACAUCUAAAUAAUGCAGGGAUAUUCGAAUAUCCUUUCCCUUUUAAUAUUCAGAAUGGAGAAAAGAGGACUAUUAACAUGAAAAUGAAUUUCUCCAGUGAUUGCCAUAGCAUUCUAAUCUGUGUUUUAGGGUAGCUAUUACUUAAUCUCUAUGAAGAGCCUAUGCAGCGUAAUCUGUCUGAUGUCACCACAGGGUUUUUUUUUUUUGUGUGUGCCAGUCUAAUCUUUGUGUCAAUGCAUCUGUAGCUGUGUUCAGGCUCUUUGAUGGGGAAUAUUUUCACAACGGAAAUUUAAGACAAUGUUUGUCUGUUUGAUGAGUAAUAACUGCAUUACCUGCUCUCUGUUAGGCUACCAUUGCCGCUAGUCGCCAGGCUGCCUCACCCAAUGCAGGAUCCACUCAGCAGACCAACACAACCCAGGGAUCGGUAAGUGGCAGUAUGGCACACUACUUUAUGGGUAAUCACAUGUGUCACAGUGAAUACAGCUGGGGCAUAACUGCAACACUGCACCAGGUUAAAUGAUUUGUAAUGCUCUUCUGUCAUGAAUGCAUGUAGAAUCUUUCAGGGUAACAGAGUACCCUUUUUGUACUUUGCUACCUCAGUCUAUCUUUUCCUAAAUGCUUCUGCAUGCUAUUACUUUGUAUUCGAGCUAUGUCUUUCCAGUGAGAAUUUAAGGUUAUAUGUAAGCCUCUCAUAGUUUGGGAGAGCACGUGUUUUGUUCUUUUAACAAGAUGGUUAUAUUUUGAUUUCUCUUUUGAACUGUUUUUUUAUGCUAUUGUGAGGUAAGAGCAGCUCUUGUGAAUGGUAUAAAGUGAUUGCACUUAUUGAUGUCCUCCACAGCAGGUGAACCUUUCCACGAGUUCUUCGGCCCAGCUCCUUAGCCGUACUCAGAAUGUCACAGCACCCAGUGCAACAACCCUCACCCAAUCUGUUCUUCUCAGCAAUGCCAGCUCGCCUCCGCUUAGCCAGUCACAGACACAAAUGUACCUGCGGGUGAGUGACAAACUCAUUCUUUUCCAUUGUAAGAGAUCACCUGUUUCCAAUAAGUUAGAGAAAUAAUAACUCGUUUCAGUUUGCAGUCGUUACUGAUUGCAAACUAAAAUGUCAUCUAUAACCCUACAACUCCCCAGGUGUUUAGGUGAUCUAGGAUUAUAACUGUCUCUUCAGUAUGUGAUCAUUACCAAUCGCAUACGGAAAUGGUGGUUAAAGAUGUUGUGAGUCUGUUGAGGUUUUUUCUGUGAGAAUCAUGUACUUUGCACUGAUUGGUCAUUGGUAAACAUCCUGAAAUUGAAAUCUUUGGCUUGCUCAGGAAACACAACUGAUCCAAAGACCAAAGUUAAUAAAAAGCAAGUUUUUUCUUAAAAUGUGUUAUUUAAAAAAAAUGUCUGUUAAAAGCUUUAUUGCCACAGUGUUUCUGAUGUUACCAAAGUAUAACCGAAAUGUAACUAUCAAGUACUUAAGACAUAACCCGCUCCAACUCCUUACCAUUCAGAGUAUUUAAAAGGUUACUCGAAGCACCUUAACCUCUUCAGUGAUUUGAAGUGGUCAUGGUGCUUGGAGUCUGUGCAGAGUAAUGACACACAAACAGAGUUAAAGAACUUUGCUGCCAGUGUAACUCCACCUCCGCCAGCGUCAUUAGCUUGCCUUGAAAAAGACUUCCAGGCUGUCUAAUAUUAAUUCUGUGCAUAAUGGAUGUGUCGUCAGUACGCAUACCAUGCUGGUGACAGACAACCCAUGGUUGGCACAGCCCCCCACCGUGCCUCCCAAGUCCUCCCUGUCACGGCUUACCUUGGAUGGAGUCCGAAGUGCAGAGAUGUAUGCUCACCCUUGCAGAUAAACACAGCCCACGGUAACCAGGUAAGAAGUUACCUGGGCUGUGAAUCUUUGCACAGCAGCUUAGGCAGGAACAGUAACAGGAUACGACGGAACAGACAAGGGCAAAUCCAGAAGAGAAGUCAGGCAUGGUAUCAAAAAGGUCAGGGCAGGCGGCAAGCAAGCAAUAACAUAGAUUUCACAAGCAGGGGUCACAAGCCAAGUCAGUCUUAGGCAACAUGAAACAACGAUCUGACUCUGCCCUCAGGGAGAGGCAUUGUUAUAUACCUGGGUUAAUGAUCCAUCUGCCUCAGGUGGACUUAGAUUGACAGGUAGGAGCCACUGGUGAAGUCCAGCCCCUAGUGCUGCAGGCAAUGCCAGAUAAACAAGGCUAGAUCCCUAAGUUCCAAAGUGGCUCAGAAGCAGGAAUGCAGGACUAGGAUGCAAAAGGGCCUGGAUCAAAUCCCCUGUUUUUCACCUCUGGGGUGACCACACCUGGCUGUCUGGAUAGCACGGGGAGAACCGUGACACUCUGUCUGCCUGUGCAUCAGGGUGUCACGCCCCCUCACCAGAGGUGGACUGGGCUGCAAGGAGAAGUAAGUUCAUUCUUUCCUCCUUUCUGUAUCUCCAGUAUUGGACCAUGCCAGUAAGGCUUACUACAACCAAAAAUAAAAAUAUUGUUUUUGGUUGGAGUAAUAGAAGCGAACAUAAAACUCUUAACGGCUAAUUCUUAAUUGUUGAACAAAUCUUUGCUUUAGUGAAAGUUAGUGAAAUGAUUAGAAAACAUUGACUCUUUGAAAUUGAUUAUAUUCAUUAAAAUACCAUCAAUGUAAAAUUGCGAUUUUUAUUGUUACUUAUCAAAUUGACACCCUGUCCCUGUGUGGAACAGUUCUGGUUAAAGAACAUGCACUGUUACCCAGAAUGGAUCUUUAUACGUCAGGACUGUUUUUUCUGCCAUUUGUAACCAUCAAAUAUUAGGUAGUUUUGCACAUCCAUCGAUUGUAGCAAUUCUUUGAUAUUAUCUCUUUUUUCCAAGCAGCAGCCUCAGCUAGGCAAUCUCUUCCCUGUAAAUCGUUCUCUUGGCCGUGGCGUUCCUCUAAACUCCCAGCUAAUUCUGAUGCCCAAUGGCUCCGUAGCCACUGUUCAGCAAGAGAUGACAUCUCCCCAGACCCAAAACAUGCAUCAGGAUUCUGAUCAGGCAAGUUGUGUCUCCACUAUAUUUUACAAUGAAAGGCUGGCCCCAAGUUUCUAUAGCUUUCAGUACGUUCUUGACUUUCCUUUCGCUUGGUUUUGUAUGCACAGAUGCUUCACGGCCAGACAAUAUUACUGCUUAUGGUAGUGGUUAUGAUUCAAGGAAACUACAGUUGACAGUCCCUUUGUUUUUUGUAAUGUUGUUUUCAGUUUGUUUAAAAAAAAAAAAUAAAUUCCCCUGCAUCCUAAACCUACUCCUCUGACUCUAUUUCCAUAAUUAUAAAAUUACACAGACAAAAUGUAUGUACAAUAUGUGCAAGCAUUGUGAGCCCCCACAGUACAGUGAGAGGCUGUGAGCACUAGGAAUAUAGGACAGUUUGACUGUGUCUCAUCGCCACAGUCCGGUGAGGCUGAAUCACUUUUAACCCUUUUAGGAGCAUUGAAUUGACACGUGGCUGAAUCCACCUAUUCUUAAGCAAUCUCCUCUAUAGAUGGUGUUAGUAUUGUGACAUUUUGUCUCAUCUUGUCUGAUAUUGGGCACUGCAAUAAUUUCUUUCUUAUUGUUCAUGUCUGGAAGAUGGUCAUGGUACUGUUAAUCUUCAUUGACAAAUAGUUUCAAUCUCUUCCUCUGUAGGUUCAGAACCUGGCCGUGCGAGGUCAGCAGACAGCUCCACCCACUUCUACAGCUGCAGGACCCCUCAUGUCCCAACAGGCACCACUGCCUACCAAAGCUGCAGUCCACCCAGCCCCCUCCUCCUCAGCUCCUCCCCAGCUGCCUUCCCCGCCAGUACCACAGACCGUGAAGAGCCCCAUGGGACCCUCUGGAGGAACAGUGAGUCAGGGGAGCCAGACUGAGACGGAGGGGAGAAAGACAGAAGGAGAGAGUGUCCAGCAAAGCGUUGGCAUUAACCUAACCAGAGCUGCAACACCAGCUCCUAAUCAGACCUUAAUUAGCUCUGGUGAGUCUGCAAUCUCAACAUUGUACAACUGACCUUGAAUUCUAGGUUCUUACGGGGACCAUACUUAGCAGGCUUUUUCCAUGAUGUUUACCAGUCGCAUUCAAUGUACAAUUCUUUCACUUGGUACACUGAAAAUUGACUUAUUGGCUAUUGUUACACAGAAAAAAGAUGUCCGUUUUUUUAGGUCCCUUUUUCAUCUCAUUAAUGUUAGUGUCAUUUGUCCUGAAUCACUUUCACUAAAAAUAAUUAAAGGGACACUAUAGGCAUCAAAACUUUGCUUAUACACCAAAGCUUAUUGGUGUAUAGACCAUUCCCCUCCAGUGUUACUGCUCAAUUCUCUGCCAUUUAGGAGUUAAAUCACAUUUGUUUCUGUUUAUGUAGUCCAGGCCAUACUUAUUCUGGCUGUGACUCACACAGCCUGCAUGAAAAAUGUUUUGAUUUUCAGUCACAUGUUAAUUUGCUUUAGAAGUUUUUUAUGCCUUUCUCUGUAAUUAAAUGUUAAAGGAACACCAAUGUAUUCCUGACCCUAUACUGUUAAAGCCACCAUUUAGUUGGCUGUCCAUCCCCCCCAACCUCCUUAAAAGGAAUUAAAACUCAACCUAUUUCCAGCGCCACGCCCUGAUCUGCCUCCUUGAUGACACCAUCAGAAUUGCCGAUUUUUAGCCAAUCCAAGGAAAAGCAUUGAAUUGGCUAAAAUCAACAAGGAGGCUGGAUAGGGACAGGGCCAAACACAGUUUUAUCCAAACAGCACUUCUACAUAGAGAUGCAUUGAAUCAGUGCAUCUGUAUAAGGAAAAUUCAGUGUCCCCAUGCAGAGCGUGGAGACUCUGAAAAGGCAGUGUUUGCAUGAAAAUGCCUGAAGGCAAUGAUUAUACUCACCAGAACAACUACAUUAAGCUGUAGUUGUUGUGGUGACUAUAGUGUCCCUUUAUUCAAACACAGAAGUCUCCUGCAGGGUUUAGGACAGGCUUCUCUUAACUCCAACCCUCCAGAUGUUGCUGAACUAUAACUCCCAUGAUUCUCAGCCUAUCUCUUUUAUUCAUAGAAUCACAAGAGUUGUAGUCCAACAACAUCUGGAGGGCCAGAGUUUGGGGAAGCCUGGUCUAGGAGGUUAUUAAUAGAACAGGAGAUAACACAUCCUAAAUUAAACAUAAUGUGGAAAAGGGUAGGUUUCAACACUAGAUAUCUCUUUACAGGAAAUGUUUAGGAAAGCUGUGUACAUCACAUGAACGGAGGGGUGACUAGAGCUGCAUAAACAAAGUGAUUUCACUUCUAAAUAGCAGAGAAUUGAGCAGUGAGACUGAAGGGCCAUGUUCUAUACAACAAAACAACUCUAUAAAUCUAAAGUUGCCUUUGGUGCUUUUUAAGUAUCAUUUUGGUGUCCAUUUAAGUAUGUUACCAGGACAGGUACAUUGAGAUGUUAACUUUUUUUUUUUUUUUUUAAUUUUUUUUUAAAGAAUGUUUUGGGUUAUAAAUAUUAUUUCACUUGUCUCUCUCACAUCUCAAUUUAAUAUGUUUUUAUUUUUUAUAGAUCUGUGUUUAAUGGGACAUUAAAGGCACUAUAACCAUUUAAAAGGACACUAUAGUCACCAGAACAGCUACAACUUAAUAUAGUUGUUCUGAUGCGUAUCGUUAGUCCUUACAGGCAUUCUCAUAUAAACACUGCCUUUUAAGAGAAAGGGCAGUGUUUACAUUGCUGCCUAGGAACACCUCCAGUGGCAGUCACUCACACAGCCACUAGAGGUGCUUCCUGGGUCAGUGCUGCACCUCUAUGGAGAUGCUGAACAUUCCUCAUAGAGAUGCAUUGGAUUGACUGAGAUAGUUGAUUCUUAUGAUCUUUGCCAAGUAGGCGGUUCAGGGACAUAGCCAGCGGUCAAGGAGAGACCGGCCAUCUAAAUAGUGUAUUUAACACUUUAGUGUCAGUAAUACCUGGUAUCUGUAUUCCUGACCCGAUAUUGUUCCCUUACUUUCAUUGAUGUAGUUAUAGUGCUUGAAGUCCUGUAGCGUUAUCCCUCAAUUCAGUAGUAAACUAUUUUUUAACACUUAUUUUGUUAUUAUUUUGGCCACCUACAUUCCGGCCCUCAGUGCAUGUAUAGCUAAGGCAGAGAUUACAUUCUUCAUAACCAACCAAAUCAGAGAGUGGUCCGCUGAUACUCUCUGCCAAUCCCCGCCACCCAUUCCUGCUCAAUCUAAUACUUCCUCAUUAGCCAGAGCAGUGCAGAAGGGAUAGGCUGCCGGCUGCCAACGACUCUCCUUUAGCGAUAAAUCAUUCAAAAAUGUAAUUCUUAGAUUGUUAAGUAGAGUACAUUUAGGUAUCUCACUUCACAUACUAACAAAUCUUAUAUUUUGCUUUAUAGUUAGUUUUUUAUCUCUCUUGCUCCCUGGUUUCGCAGUGGGUGUAAAACUGUUACUGUCCCAUCUAGAUGGCAUUGCUGUAUUAUGCCUUUGUUAAAGGUUUCUCUCUUUUUUUUUUUCUUUCGUUUCUCAAUCGUGGAUACACUUGUAUAUUUUUCACUAAGCUCCUUGUUUUCUCCGCUGCAGCUACUUACACUCAUAUCCAGCCUCACUCAGUCCUGCAGCAGAAACAGGUGGUUUUCCAGCAGCAGAUUGCAAUCCAUCAGCACCGCCAGUCCCAGCUUGUCCACGCCUCCACCCACCUGCAGCUGGCACAGCCACAAGCUUCCACACAGCAGAAUCUUCAGACGCCCCCAGCCCAGCAGACAUUGGUUGUACAGCCCAUGUUGCAGACGACCCCUGAGGCCACUCUGCCAACCAAAGCUCCUGUACCCAUCCAGCCAAAGCAGCCUGGCAAAAGCAUCCCCCCUCUGAAUCUUCAAGGGCAUCUUGGGACAAAACCUUCCCAGGCUAGUAGAGCGCUCCCCACACCUCCAUCCAGCCAGCCUCACAUCCCUGUGCAGUUGGUGGGGGCCAGGCAGCAAGGCCCUGCUCAAGCUUUGGCACUGGGUGCUCUGCAGGUUCCAUCCCAAGGUUCUUCCCUCACACAGAUGACUUCACCCCCAUCCCCUGCUCCUGUACCUACUGCUGUGACUGGCACAGUGCAGGAAUCGCAAGCUGGAUUUUUUGGAGUGCUGCAGGUGAGCAGAAGGGAGAAGGCAAAGUUAUUUUGCUGUGUUUACUGUGUUUCAUACCAGGCUAACACCCGUGUCUGUGGCCCUUCAGGGUAAGAUACCUGGAGCUGGAAAGAGGAAGGCUGAAUCUGAAGAAGACAGGGAAGAAUCCCCUACGCUGCCUGUUAAAACUUCUCCCCCUGCUGAUACGCCCCCCAAUGUGGAGGAAAGUAGCACCCCAGCUGGUAAGCAAUGUGUGGUAAAGUUUGCCAUUAUAUUGUUUGCAGAUAAAGUAAUCUUUGCUUUUCUGUAUUGUAUCAAUGGUAUUCGACAUUAUUUAGGUUAUUUAUAACCUUGAUUGUCCUUUAUUCUCCAUCACAACCUCAUGUAAUGGAAUAUAAUUUUCUUCAGCAGAUAAAUCAGAAGCUGCCUCCCAAGCCCCUCCUGUUCUUUCAGUAUCCACUGCCCCUUGUGUUCCUACUCUUUCGGUCACUUCUCGCCAGCACAGUGACUCAAAGCCCCCUCAAGCCAUUGUCAAGCCACAGAUCCUAACUCAUAUCAUUGAAGGUUUCGUUAUCCAGGAAGGUGCUGAACCAUUUCCUGUGAGUACGACGUUUGUAGAGUAUUCCACUAGCUCCGCUUAUAGUAGCUGAAUAACUUGUAUGUUUCCCUUCAGGUGGGUAGCCCUCAACUGCUAAAGGACCCGGAGAAGCUGCCAGCUGUUGGAACUCUUUUACCAGCAGCGGAAAGUUCACUUCCAACCCCUGCAGAAGACACAGCUGUUAGUGGUAUGCGUUAUGCUAUCAGUGCUCUUAGCUACAUUCAUCUGUAUAUCAGUUUGUUUAUGUAUCACUGUUAGCUGACUUCUGACUGGUUGAUCGAUCAGUUUCUAAUAGAUCACAUUUUUCCACUGUCCUUUUUAGUGUUGCCAGUCACUCCAUGUCUGAUAUUUCUGUGUCUUUCCAAAUCUUUCUCCAUUGUAUGUUUGGCGAUAUGUUCCCUGUCAUCUAUUCCCUUAUUGUACUGUGCAUCCUUCAUUUGUUAGAUUCUGGGAGUGCUAAGCUCCUGAAAUGCGAGUAUUGUGGGAAGUUUGCCCCAGCUGACCAGUUUCGUGGAUCCAAGAGGUUCUGUUCAAUGACUUGUGCCAAGAGGUAAUUCUCUGAAAAUGCAGAUUCACUUUUGGGUAAAUUAUGUUUGUAGCAUGUUUGAAUUAUGGACCGUUUUUGGUUUGUUUGUUUAUUUAUUUACACAUUCUUCAGUUGUCUGCUACAUGUUCUUAUGUUUUACAGGCAAAUUGACAAUGGAAUUUCUAGCUUCACAGCUUGCAUUUAUUUAUUUAUUUAUUACGCUUAAUAUAUAUUUUUUGAUAUAUUUAAAUAUGUCCAGUAAACAAUAAAUAAUUCUAUAGUGUGAUUGUUUGAAGAAGUGAAUUCAGGGAUAUCUUAAAACAUGGUAUAUGUGGAUUUCUCCCUCUCAGAUAUAAUGUCAGCUGCAGCCACCAGUUUCGGCUAAAGCGGAAGAAGCUGAAGGAGCUUCAGGAAGCCGGGGCCGUGAGAGCACGUAGACCGAGGAGGAAUAGCUCAGAGAUCGCACGUGCCAAGAUCCAAGGGAAGAGGAUGCGGGUAAGGACUGGUCUCCUAUUUGUUUUGGUAUGCCUUUGCUCUUUGUUAGGGUAUUUUAACUGCUAAGUUAUAUUAUAGAAUUCAUUGCAAACCCAUCUAAGUGUAUGUCUGCUUUGGUGUCUCUCUUACAGGAAGACUCAAGCCGGGGAUCCGAUAAUUCCAGUUAUGAUGAGGCAUUCUCACCUGCAACAGUCGCUCCACCCUCUUGUAGAUCAUCACAUGGAGAGCGAGAAGGAAGCAUUCCCACCAGCGGACCUUCGAAUUCUGACCUCCUGGGGAUAAACCCAAUGUUCCUGUCUAGUAACCCAAGCCGCUGGAGUGUGGAGGAGGUGUACGAGUUCAUAUCUUCUCUGCAAGGUAUGACUGAAUAUUCAACUUAUUUGGAACCAUUUCCUCAUCCUCUCUUUCUCUGCUCCUGUGUAGCUGUUAAUGCCGGCAGCGGCUAAAGGGCUUCUUUAAGCUUACUCCUAUAUUACAAUUAGCUCCCGCUUACUUUAGCCCAUUGUAACAUUCAGUUUGUAAUCCCCCUUUUAAAUGUAUUAUUUAGAUAUUAUAUUUGUAACAUCACAUUACAAAUUUCACAGCUUCCUCUGGUGAGCUCUGCUGAAGUACCUGUUAGCCUAUCCUAGCUUUCCAUUGUUUUCAGAAGGAGUAAUGAGCACAUGCCAUAAGCAUAUAAACUCCAUAGUAGUUCAAUGAAAAAAAAAACUUUAAUGAAAUGGCUUCAUUAACUCCAUGGUAAGAAGGCCACAAUUUGAGUCUCUUUUAAUUAUGGUGUAUUGUAACUGCAGCUACAAGGGUAAGGAUAUAUGUGCUGCUAUCCGCUUAUUCAUUUAAAAAUCGUUCUGCUCAUCAUAUCAGAUGAACAGCUACAGGCCUGAACGAGUUGACUACUAAACCCUUGAAAGUCAAGUUUUUAUGGCAUAAGAUCAGACCACAAACUUGAAAGAGUCCUGAUUGGUGAGGCCAAAUGGGGAUCAAUAAUUUUUCAAUUAAAAAGUGUUCUGCUAUUAUACAGCAGUUCCAUUUCAUAUUGCUCAUUUUAAUCAUGUGCAGCCAAGUAUCACUGACCCUAAGAAGUGUUGGCUUAAAGGACCACUAUAGGCACCCAGACCACUUCAUCUCAAUUAAGUGGUCUGGGUGUCAGGUCCCCCCCUAGUUUUAACCCUGCAGCUGUAAACAUAGCACUUGCAGAGAAACCGCUAUAUUUACAUUGAGGGUUAAUCUAGCCUCUAGUGGGUGUCUCCCUGAAAAUCGCAUUGAGGACACGCUGGACCUCAAUAGGAAAGCAUUGAGUAAUGCUUUCCUAUGGGCGGGUUGAAUGCGCGCAUGCACGGACAGAUGCGCAUUCGGAGAUGACGUCGGCAGGGGAAGGAGAGGUCACCAGCUCCAAGGGAUUAAAGUAAGUGGGUGAAGGGGUUUUAACUCCUUCAGCCCAGCGGGAGGGGGGCACCUAAUAACCCUAUAGUGCCAGGAAAACGGGAUUGUUUCCCUGGCACUAUAGUGCUCCUUUAACCUUUAUGUAUUGUUUUGCAUUUUUUUUGCACCCAGUUUGGAAAAUAAUAAGACAAUCUUUCUUUUUUUCCCCAUUUAUAUGUUGUGCAGGCUGCCAAGAGUUGGCAGAGGAUUUCCGCUCCCAGGAAAUUGAUGGGCAGGCUUUGUUGUUGCUGAAAGAGGAACAUCUCAUGACGGCUCUAAACAUUAAACUGGGACCUGCAUUGAAAAUCUGCGCCAAGAUCAACCUGCUCAAGGAAACUUAACUCAGCUUUUUACAUUGCUGUCCACAUGUGGAUUGGAAAACAAGCAGCAGGUGGCUUUGAGCAACAGCGGUCAAUGAUUUUACUAGGAGUACAGACUGAACACACCUCAGCCAGUUUUAAGGAGAGAAGGAUCUACAGCUUAUUGCAGCAUUCAUAACCUCUCCAUGACUGCCUCAACACUCCUGAACUCGUUCAUCUUUUAUCAUCUCCUCCUUGUUACUCUCUAAAUAUAUAUCUAUCUUCUGUAUGUCUGUAUCUGUUCGUCAAUGCUUAUCUGCAGACAGGUUUGAUAUAUUUAUAAAGAAUAUGAUGGUGAUCCUAAAGGACUCUCAGUUCAAAGGAUGAUAUUCAUGCACAAGGCUGAGGAAACAUUUGAAAAAGAAAAAAAAGUAAUUGGCAUUUGUGCAUUAAUAUCCUCCCAAGUGACAUUUUGUGUCAAUGUGUGCUCUUUGUAGAUGUGGAUGGCACUUGGAGGUCUUAGGCUAUUCACACAUGGACAUGUUUUCCAAAGCCUUUCAUAUUCCAUUAAGGUACCAGGUGUGCCUUAUCGAGAGGCUAAUGCCAGAAAAAUUAAGACAGGUGCCUCAUUUUAUACAGGCUUGUGUGCAGUUUCUAAAAACAAAACAAAAAGGUCUUUAAACCCGAUUCAUCUAACGUUGAAGGCACUUUAUUGGGAGCUGUGCCUGUAUGGAACAAAGUAACUCCCUUGCUUAAGAUCAGGAACACAGAUUGAGAGGUGGUUCUUGUUAAAUUUGCUUUUCUGGAUGCAAAGGAUUGUCCACGCUCUGCUUCUUUUGGACAAAAGCUGGUGAGCCCGUAUUGGAGUAAGUUUAAGCUAUGAGUUUGCAUAUUGGGUGAAAUAAGACAGGCCUACUCUUGGUGUGGGACAAGGUCUGUUCUACUAUGGAUUUACACCUAUUGGAGUUAGAAAACCUACACCCAAAAGUCAAUUGAUAAUACUGUAAAUAAAUUGGCACAUUUUAUCUAUUCACGGGACUGUUUCACACUGUGAGCAAAUGCUCUGAUAUGUGUUGUUUAUGGAGCAGUUCCAGAAAAGGUUCCACAAUAACAUUUGCAGUUCUAUAUGAAAGUAAACACUUAAUUGGUACUAAAUAAUUAAUUACAAUUAGUGCUAUUUCCUCUGCCUGUGAGAAUUAAUCUUUUCACUCUGCAGUAUAAUUGUAC